CAUUCAUUACGCACACACUUUACUAGCGAGACUGUGCUUCUCUCGUCUCUCAGGGAGCAGAGCAGAGUAGCGGGGGCAGUCGUCUCAGAAACGGAAAAUCAGUACUGAGUCUAAUGCCCUUUCUUCUCGUCUUCAUGUGAAGCCAGCGAGUCCACCUCUCCACAUCGCUCCCGCUCUCUCUCUUUGAGGUGUCACUACAGCCAUAGAAGAUGGUGUUGAAGGCAAAGUGAUGCCAUGGAUCACCAAGAAUCAGCCACACAGACAGAAAGCUGUUUAACAUCCUUCACAAACAUUUCAACAGCCAGGCAUUCUGCUGAUUUGCAAUUCUCAGUAGCAGCAUCCAACUUCUUGCGGGCCCUUUUUGAUGAAUAUUGUCACAGCUGUGAAUGGGGAUACUGGUGUGGUUGAGUCGCAGGAGAGUUGAAAGCUAUGGUUCAGGCCCAUAAAGAACAGCAAACAGGUCAAAUCAGGUAAAUUAGCAGCAGAGGAAAUAUUGGGAGACGGACGACAUGUGGCCGAGAUCUUAAGUCAUACUUGACCAUGGAGACAUUGAGAUUAGAUGGUAUGCACCUUCAUAAAUGAAAGCACCCAGUCUGAGUGAACAUAUGUAAUAACAUGAUAUGUGAGCCUUAGGCUUCUAAUAUAAAUGCCGUCUUUGCAAUAAACCUCUCAUCGAAGUUAAAACUGAACAAAACACGUGACAAUGGUUCACAUAAAGCUCCAGCAAUGACGUCAUAAGAUUGUCUCCUGUGAAGCACCAGCGAUAAUGUUGUCACAUGUGAUGCUGGGUGUCAUCCUGUCCCUCCUCAUACUUCUGACUGUCGGUGGUAAUGUGCUGGUGUGCCUGGCUGUCUGCGCCUCUCGACGCCUCCGCUGCCUCACCAACUGUUUCAUCGUGUCGCUGGCUGUGACAGACUUGCUGCUCGGCCUCUUGGUACUCCCUUUCUCCGCCCUCCACCAGCUCACCAACGACUGGCCGCUCGGCCCGAUCUUCUGCAACUUCUACAUCUCCAUGGAUGUCAUGCUGUGCACCGCCUCCAUCCUCACCCUCCUGGCCAUCAGUGUGGACCGCUACCUGGCAGUGACCAUGCCUCUGAGAUACGCCUCACUGGUGUUGCCAUGGAGAGUUGCUGUGGCCAUGGCCGGUGUUUGGACCGUGUCUGUGGCCGUGUCGUUCUUGCCCAUCCAAAUGGGGUGGAACACUGUUAAUGGCACAGUGCAGAACCAGGGGCCUUGGGCUCCAGAGAGAAAAUGUCGUUUUGAGCUGAACAGACCCUAUGUACUGACAGACUCUCUUCUCACCUUUUACCUGCCUCUAGUGGCUAUGUGCUGGACCUACCUCCGAAUACUUCGCAUUGCACGAGCACAGGCCAAACGUAUCAUCAGUGCCCGGCCCACUUGCAUCACCAGCUACGACUGCAGAAACAAUCCUUCCACCACUACUACUGUGGUUUCCAGUGUAACAGCAGUGGCUCUGCGGGAGCACAAAGCCACAGUGACACUGGCAGCAGUGAUAGGGGCGUUUGUGGUGUGCUGGCUGCCGUAUUUCAUCCUGUUCACGGUGUUGGGCCUGAAGGAGCACCCAGACCCAAGCACAGUACCAGCAUUUCCCAUUGUGUUGUGGCUGGGUUAUGCUAACUCGGCUCUCAACCCUAUCCUCUAUGGAGCCCUCAACAGGGACUUCAGGUCAGCCUACAACCAUCUACUGAGAUGUCGUUGCCCUACCUACAGUGGGUGGAGGAGCCGGCAGCCGUCUCCCACUUUGACAUCAGCCAGAGACCAUCUUACAGAGGUGACACUGCUGUGUGGACACACCCCUGCCACCUGCAGGGCCGGUUUAACAGAGCCAAUCUUAAUGCUUCAAGAAAUGAACAGUGGGACAGCCACAGCAACUAUCCAAUUUGCAAAUGGCACUGCUGCCACAGAUGUCAAUGGCAAUGAAAGGUCGUGCUGAGCCCGUGCUGGUGAGGUGGGUGCUGUGUUCACUAUACUGCGGUUGCAACCAAGAGCCAGGAUCCAUCAGCCUAAGAAGAAAGAGCAACAGAUAGGCUAAAAGAUGGACAGAGAUUUACAGUUCUAUUUGGAAGCCUUCAGUGCCACAGUAGAAGCACCCAUAACACACCACCAACUUCUUUAUCCAUCAUUCAACAAACAAAAAUGGGAGAAAAUGGGACCUUAGCAACUCCACACCUCAUCAGCAAGCACAAACUGUACGCGCACAGCCGGCCUCGACACGUGCAGGACCAAACAAACGAUGAUGCUUCUACGUGGAUGGAGCUAACGAAAUCCUUCCACUGCAUCCCACCAUCACACAGGGCAACACGGGGCCCUGAUACGGUCCCGAUCUAACUCUGGAUAAUACUGAAGCUCUGGAGGACUGAAUGAGAUCAGCACAUUAACUUAUUGUUCAUCAAUUUAAUGAACUACAUCAUUUAUGCUGACUCAAGAGUGCACUCCAGUGGAAACACAAAGUAUCACAACAUGAACCUGGGCAAAGUAAAUGGAAAUAAAUGUUUCACAAAAUCAGAGAGCGGAAGAGAAAACGUGAUAAAUGGACUAUUAAUAAACGUACCACUAAAUGUAGAAUGUGUUGAAAUAUAUAACAUUUGAAUGUGGUGCAUGUAAACCAAUGUUAUGUGUCUAUUUCGAAGAAUGCAUAUCGUGUUUUUAGUGUUGCUUAUUCAGUGGCAUAAAGCUGCCAGUUGUAUGUAUUGUAUCAUACUGUAAAAGUAACUAAGGACUGACAAAAUGGCAUCUUCUGCUCCACCAAAAUACAAAAUUACAACCAUACUGUACCAAUA
This is a messenger RNA of Cottoperca gobio, 2801 nucleotides long. It is a transcript of the gene hrh2a, whose product is annotated as histamine receptor H2a. Gene Ontology annotation, biological process: adenylate cyclase-activating adrenergic receptor signaling pathway; positive regulation of MAPK cascade. The transcript is spliced from 6 exons. Gene Ontology annotation, cellular component: plasma membrane. Lineage: Eukaryota; Metazoa; Chordata; Actinopteri; Perciformes; Bovichtidae. Gene Ontology annotation, molecular function: G protein-coupled receptor activity. The record is from RefSeq and is a predicted model, not a curated record. The coding region runs from base 767 to 1954 and encodes 395 amino acids.